AUUUUCCUUCAUUUUACGCACUUCCGCAUUUGUCGCAGUCAAAAUCGGAGUGUAUGUUGUUUUAAAGUAAAAUACAAACAAUUGUGUUUAAAUCGAGCGAUAAAACUAGGAAAGAUGACCGUGUUAACGAAGCCAAGCCUCACGAUUAAGAAAGUCCCGUUGAUAGACGAAAACCAUUGCGAUGAAGAGAUUAUCGAAAUGCAGCCGACAGGUCCUCGCAAACGCCACGGCGUCGGCGCGAUUCUCUGCAUGGCCAUCACGGUAUUCCUGCUCGUCCUGAUGGGAGUCAUCACGGCUCUGCAGAUCUACGAGCAGGUCACCACGGAUGUGUCACAGCAUAACCAUUACCAGGGGUUCUGCUCUAUUCCUCUGUCUAGGGACUUGCAGAUGUUGGAGUCUCGCAAGAUGCCUCUGCGCUGGAAGACUGCCCCCAAUGUUGGCCGCAUCGAGCCCAGCAUUCAGGUGGUGAGCCUGAUGGACGAUGACCCAGAGCACCUGUUCGACCUGCUGCGCGAGGUACUGGACAUUGACAUCGAUGACUCCGUGGAGAAGAUCUCCGUCUUCAACAACGGACACCCCGUCAGCUUCAUCCAUGACUUCGAGACUAAUGUUACUGGCAUCGUGGACUCCGACCGCUGCUUCACGAUGGACCUGGACCCCGAGCUGUCGCUGCAGCCGGAGCUGUUCCUGCUGGGGCUGCAGCGCGGGGACGAGUUCGACGUGAGCCGCGUGCGCACGCAGCUGCGCGCGCUGCUGCCGCCGCGGGAUGCUGACUCACUGGCUGCACGGGCUGCGAGGGAAGCCUGCAUGGGCAAGCCCAUCUACCGUCUGCAGAAGGAGACUGGGGUAGUCAUCCGCAAGCGUUCAGCCGACGCUCCUCCGCAUGACUUUAUGCAAUUCGCCGGCAACCGCGUGCAGGAGAUAGAGAUCAGCAACCUCGCCGAGCUGCUGGACUUCGAGCAGGACGCCAAGCAGGCCUAGGCCAAACUGCUCACCAAGCUCGUCGUCAGGAUCGCUGCUAUAGUACUCACAUGAUGAAUAACUGAGGAAUAGACAUGAUGGUUGGUGUAAAACCUACUUACCUACAUAGAAUGCUAUUUGGAAAUUUAAACCCACAUUUUUCUGGGCAGUCCUAUCACAUUCCAGACUCUUCGUUGCUUAUCGAGCCCGAGACAAAAGAUCUCACUAUUUCUAAUUAACGUGAUUCAGAGUUUAAAUUGCAGAUGCAGAGGUAAAAAAUAUCAUUCCAUAAAUCAUUAUUUCUGUAAAAACUGACAGAAAUAGUCAAGAUCGAUUUAAGGACUUCUAAAUCGCUCAUUGAAUAAGAUAAGAAAGAUUCGGUGUCAUUCGUCAUGUAUUAGUACUGUAUUAGCUAUCGCCGAUGUGCUAGAGUUGUAGUUGUGCUGGUGUGGAUGUAGGAUAAGUAUGUGCAGAUUGGGGAAUUAGUUUAGUCGAUUAUUGAAACCAAUCGACCAAAAUAGUUCGGAUUGUAAAGUUUUACCUCUGUGAUUGUUCUUUAUCUUUACUGUAUCAAGUAUUAUUUUGAUUAUUUCAAAAACUUAAAGAUAACAGAGAGACAGAGAGACAGAGAGACAUUCUGAAACACGCGCACAAAUAGUAACGUUGGAUGACUAUACAUCGUAAGGAGAAAAAUGUAUAAUAACAUGCGUACGUAUCAAGUAAACAACCAAAGAUUGCAUUAAAUACGAGAUACUAUCUUUCUAUUUAAGAUUUCUCUAUUUAUUAUGUUUAUAAUUUAAUGAAAAGAAAAAGGCAGAAAUUCUAUCCAUUGCAGUACAACAUCUUAAGCGGGGUGAACAUACUCGUAAUUUUAGGGCAUAAAAAUGAUACUUUGUGCCAAAGAAUUCACUAACAAUCAGAAAUAAACACGAAAUUCUCUGCUGAAUGUAGUACACAUUUAGUUUGGAAAUAUGUAGUUUCUAGAAGUAGGUAUGUUCGAUUCACCACUAUUUAGUACGAAUAAUGUGUUAUAUUGCAAAGAACAGAAUUCUUCUCCUAUAUCCACUCCAAGUGAGAAUAGUUAAGGAAUAAAUUUAGUCCAAUUUUUAAUGUAAGCACAUUAAUAAAGAUACUCGAUUUAUAAAUAAGUACAGUCUUUAGUCUGAUCUUGUAAUGAUUUAGUCGAUUUUCUGUCACUGUUUGAUUUAGUCGAAUACAAAGAGUAUUAUGGUUAUUUUAGUUUAGUUCACUAAUUAGUUUUAGUGCCAUAUUUCAUGUUCUUUUAAAUUUAAGGAUAUAAGAUAUUAGACGUAAUAAAUCUUAAGAUUAUAAAUUAAUCGUAAGGCACGUUAAGUGCAUUAAGCACAGGUACAUUUUAUUUUAAUUAUUAGAGUCUGACUUCAGGUAGGGAUAAUACAAUUAUUUUUAAUUUUGUUGGUAAGAAGAUGCUGGGAUGGAGAGUGCAGGGAAUUGAAGAUAAAGUUACGAUUGAAUGUCUUUAAGUUAAAGUAGUUUACAAUUUGCUUGUCCACGUAAACGACUUAUGACAAAAUAAAAUGUUUAAUG
Messenger RNA from Helicoverpa zea (corn earworm), 2526 nucleotides. RefSeq lists its product as uncharacterized. Gene Ontology annotation, cellular component: Golgi apparatus; plasma membrane; extracellular exosome. The record is from RefSeq and is a predicted model, not a curated record. Gene Ontology annotation, biological process: negative regulation of amyloid precursor protein biosynthetic process. NCBI's taxonomy places the organism in Eukaryota, Metazoa, Arthropoda, Insecta, Lepidoptera, Noctuidae. Gene Ontology annotation, molecular function: amyloid-beta binding. The transcript has 6 exons. Bases 115 to 981 code for a protein of 288 amino acids.